Molecule: messenger RNA, 1428 nt
Organism: Fusarium keratoplasticum
Lineage: Eukaryota; Fungi; Ascomycota; Sordariomycetes; Hypocreales; Nectriaceae
Exons: 4
Coding region: 1-1428 (475 amino acids)
Biological process (GO): transmembrane transport
Molecular function (GO): transmembrane transporter activity
Source: RefSeq, a predicted model, not a curated record
AUGUCGACCCCAAACGCGGUUCUCGACAGCAGCAGCGAUAGGGAUCACGAGGACCCUUCGCUUGGUAUCGAACAGAAUGCGACGUCGCCGGAGGAGCAGACAAAGCCCGUGUCGCGAUUCACACGAUGGUAUCGCAGUCCCCUAUUCAACGUCAUUAUCGUCGGAUUGAUCUCGUUCACCCAACCCGGAAUUUGGAAUGCUCUGAACAACACGGGCGCUGGCGGUCAGCAAGAGCCAUACCUGGUCAAUGGCGCCAACUCCCUUACCUUUGGCAUCAUGGUCUUUGGCUGCUCCCUGUUUGGAAUCCUUGCCAACAAGAUCGGACUGAAGUGGGUUCUUAUCAUCGGUACACUCGGGUAUGCGCCUUACUCGGCGGCCCUUUACACCAACAACCGAUACGGAGUUGAGUGGUUUGUUCUCUUUGGUGGUGCAACCUGUGGUAUCGCCGCUUCUGCGCUGUGGGCAUCUGAGGGUGCUAUUGCGCUGGGAUAUGCCGAUGUCAAGGACCGUGGAAAGUUCACCGGCAUCUGGUUGGGUCUGCGUGAACUUGGUCAACUCAUCGGCUCUUCUAUCCAACUCUCACUCAACGUCAAGUCAGGAAAGCGAGGCCGUGUUGGAUACACAACUUAUCUGGUCCUCAUCGCUCUCCAAUGUCUCGGCCUUCCCCUCGCCUUUCUCAUCUCACCACCAGAAAAGGUCAUCCGCUCAGACGGCUCCCGACUCCCCCACACCAAGACCAAAAAGAGCGUCAAAGACCAAGCCAAGAAAUGGGCUGCCCUCUUGAGGCGAAAGCAGUUCUAUCUCCUUAUCCCGAUUCUCGUCGGCUUCAACUGGAACAGCACGUAUCUCGGCAUUUACCUUGUCAACUACUUUUCCGUGCGAUCUCGAACUUUGGCUUCUCUGACCUCGGGUAUUGCUGCUACUGCUGCCAACAUUUUCUGGGGAUGGUUCUUUGAUCUCAAGACCAUUAGCCGACCUCAGCUUGCCAGAAUCACAUGGGUCUUUUUGGCUGUCUUCAUGACUGCCUUGUUUGGCUGGCAAUUUGCUAUGGAGUUGGAGUAUCGCGGCGCCAACCCUCCCGUGACCCUGGAUUGGGAUCUUCCGGGCUUUGGCCGUGGCUUUGCCGUUCAAGUUCUGCUUCGAUUCAUGAACGAAUCCCACUACAUGUUUGUCUAUUGGAUUCUGGGAACCUUCUUCGACGACGUCGAAACUCUGACUCUCGCCGUCGGUCUGGUUCGAUCUUUCGAGUCUCUCGGAUCAUGCUUGGCCUUUGGUGUUGGAGCUGCCAAGGUUGCUCCUCUCACCAACCUCAUUGUGGCCUUUGUCAUGUUCUGCAUCUCACUCCCAUCUACGUCAUUUGCCGUUUUCCUCGUUCCUGAACGCCCGAGCGAGAAUGCACUUGGCAAGGAUGAUGAUUCUUCUGAAUGA